Molecule: messenger RNA, 1401 nt
Organism: Fusarium proliferatum ET1
Lineage: Eukaryota; Fungi; Ascomycota; Sordariomycetes; Hypocreales; Nectriaceae
Exons: 2
Coding region: 1-1401 (466 amino acids)
Source: RefSeq, a predicted model, not a curated record
AUGGUGUUUUACGGCGGCCAAGAAGAACUCGACAGUCUUGUCUGGGAUAGAAAUGACGAGGAUUCUGAGGCAGCACAGAAUCAACUGAGGCUUAAAACCUUCUACCGUCAAGUGGAAGAGUUUUUCCAGCAUCAAUUCGGUAAACUAGCAACACUCAUUUCGCCCUUGAUCUUUGGAGGGUUCGACGUUCUUUACCGAGUGCAAGUGGAAGAAAUGUCGCCUCAUAUUAUGGUUCGACUUCCAUGCCCAAGCCCCGUUCAGUUCCCUGGUGAGAAGACAAUGUAUGGGGCAGCGACAGCUUGUCUUGUGGCACAAGAGACCAAGUUGCCGGUUCCGCGCCAUUUGCACUUCGACCAAGACUCGGUGUUAGGUCCCUUUAUCAUCAUGGAGCGACGAGAGAAUAGUGGGAGCAUAUCUGCCAGGCUAGCACGGCCAAAUAAAGACCUGUCAGUGCCCCACGUCCUUGACCCAAACGUAUCUGAGUCUCUUUUGCAUGCUAUCUGGCAAAGAGUAGCGCAUUGCUUGUUGGCAAUGUCCCGACUAGCUUUCCCAAGGAUUGAAUCUCUGCUCCAAACUCAUGCUCAUAUCUAUGAAGUUGCCGGUCGUCCAUUGUCUCAUAAUAUGACCGACAUGCAUAACGACCUUGUUACUUCUGAAGACAACUGCCGGAAUAAAUAUGUAUCGCGGCAAAUAUUUCGCCGACUGGCCAGACAUGGCAAAUUGUCAAGCUUUGGGUUUGCUGAAGAUGCUUGGUCAUCACAGCCAUCUCGGAUUUUGCCAGAAACACUAUCACCAUGUCCUCUUAACUCUGGCCCUUUCCGGCUAUGGGGCGAUGACUUUCGCGCAGGCAACGUCCUGCUUGACGACUCGGAUGAGAUAGCUGCUCUCAUUGACUGGAAGUAUACAUAUGCUGGACCAGCGCAAUUUAUUCUUGACCCGCCCUGGUGGUUGCUAGUUGAGACCGCAGAAAUGUGGUCACCGGAUCUCAACGACUGGAAGAAAACCUACGAGUCUCGUUUAGGCAUUUGGCUUUCGCCCAUGGAGAAAGCAGAAGCCAGCAUGGGCAAAUCAGCCUAUAACACUUUCCCAGUGCCCCUAUCUAGGUAUAUGCGCGAAAUCUGGCAAACAGGACGCUUCUUUCUAAGCUGUGCGGCCCGUAGGAGUUGGGCAUUUCACUCUAUGUACUGGAACUUCCUAGAUGAGAGGUUCUUUGGUGAUCGAGAUCCUGGCGUGGUGAAAGGCGAUCUCUGGACGACACGGAUUGACUUGUUGAGUGAUGACGAGAGAGCUGCCAUGGAGCCCUUUAUACAGAGGAAGAUGGCCGAGAGCAAGGAAAGGCGUAUUGUCGAAUGGGAUGAGACUGAGGCACAGAAGCGGUUUUCUGAACUCCUGUUCAACUAG